AUGCUGCCGUACUCCAAUUGGCGGUUGCUGAAGUUCUUGAAGUGUCUGCUCAGCUUGAGCAUCGUCACCUGUGUGCUUCUCAUCUAUAACGUCUCUUUUCGCGAAGACAUAGCAGUUAAACGUUAUCCACCGCAACAUCUCCCCAUUUACACAUGCCCGAACUCCUUUGUCUUGAAUAAUACCUCAUCAAAUCAGCCGGCUGCGAAACUUCAUGGAAAUCUGACUGAAGACCGCGCCCUUAUUCUGCUGGAAAGUGCUUAUUCACGUCAUGGUCGUCUUCUGCAACAAGUUUUCGGCGCUUUGAAAUACCCUUUCGAAGCGGAGGCGCUUUCAAAAAGUCUGCCUUCACUUGUCGCAGUAAACAAAGUUUGUCGAAAGGGAGUCGACGCUUACUGGACAAGAACAAAGCUUCGCUUCUGGCAAGACCAGGAAGUCGCAUCUCUGAAGGUGGUCGAAUCCAGUAUCCACAGAAUCUCCAGAGUAGGUGCGGAAAGAAGUGACAUCAAUGUCAAAGGCUGGACUUUAUUUGAGGAGUCUUCCACUUAUUCUACGAUCGUAUCCGCAAGAGAUGCUUUUGGUAGACCACGAGCUGCUGUAGUACAUGUCUCGGGCGAUGAUGGAGUAGAACGUUUCCUCUUCGGACAUAAUGUGUCCGAUUGGACAAUGAAGAUGACUUACUUAGACAUUCUGUGGUACUCAUCAGGUGGCAACAUCGGCUGGAGUUUGGAUCGUUAUUUACAAAUUGAUAUUGAUGACAUAUUUGUUGGGGCACGCGGUACGAGGAUGGUGGAAAGUGAUGUCAGAGCUCUACUAGAAAGUCAGAAUGCUAUGCGUCGCUUCAUCUCUAAUUUUACCUACAUGCUUGGAUUCUCCGGCGGUUAUUUUCGAAACGGGGACGACAAUGAGGAUAAAGGAGAUGAAUUGCUCAUUGAACUAGCAGAUCAUUUCAUCUGGUUUCCUCAUAUGUGGCGUCAUAAUCACGCUCAUGAGCACAACUUAACUUAUUUAGAGGCUACGAUGGCGCAGAAUUUGAUGUUUGCACAGAACAUGCGUCUACCUGUGAGAUAUCCUUACGCGAUAGCCCCUCAACAUGAUGGCGUUUAUCCAGUCCACUCGGAAUUGUACACAGCUUGGAAGAAGGUAUGGAAGGUGCAGGUCACUGCUACGGAAGAAUACCCUCAUUUCAAACCGGCUUUGGGAAGGAAAGGCUUCAUCUACGCGAAUGUUUCAGUUCUCCCCCGGCAAACUUGUGGUCUCUACACCCAUACACAGUUCUUCCAUAAUUAUCCAGGGGGAUUUGGGAAACUGAUAAGCUCGAUCCAAGGAGGCGAACUCUUUUUUACCGUACUUCUGAAUCCUAUCUCCAUUUUCAUGACUCAUCAACAAAAUUUUGCUCAUGAUAGAUUGGCUUUGUAUACUUUUGAUAGUCUCGUGAGGUUCAUCAAAUGUUGGACAAAUGUGAAACUGCUCUGGCAGAACCCAGUGGCUUCAGCAAAGAUGUAUUUCUCUCUUCUAUCUCAAGAGAAGGUGCCUAUAUGGAGUAAUCCCUGCAACGAUUCUCGUCACAAACUGAUUCUUCCCCCCUCCUUGAACUGUGAAAAUUUGACACUUCCUAAUGCCUUGAUCGUGGGGCCGCAGAAGACAGGGUCAACGGCACUUGCAACUUUCCUGUCAUUGCAUCCAAAUGUUUCAACCAAUGCACCGAUUGCGCAUACAUUUGAGGAAAUGCAGUUUUUUGGAGGUGCUAACUACCAUCGUGAAAUAGAAUGGUAUGCUCACCACUUUUCCAAGUCGCGCAUCAUUUUUGAAAAAAGUGCUACGUAUUUCGAUAAUGGAAACGCGGCGAAGGAUGCCUUUGCUCUUAUUCCAGACGCCAAAAUCAUUGUCAUUUUGAGCGACCCAUCGAGAAGAGCCUACUCAUGGUACCAACAUGUAUUGGCGCACAAUGAUACCGCAGCGCUCUCUGCCAGAAAUUUGUUGGAGAUUCUAGAUAGUGAUGUCAUUGAACUAAAAAGAAUAAAACAGCGAUGUAUAUCUGGAGGAAGAUAUGCACACCAUCUGGCGCGGUGGCUGGAGUUCUAUCCCAUGUCAAAUUUGAUUUUGAUUGAUGGGGAACGGUUGCGUGACGAGCCGGUCCAAGUCAUGACGGAGCUUACAAAAAGCCUCAAUCUUCCGUAUUUUGACUACAGUAGCGCCAUACGCUAUAGCUCUUCAAAGAGAUUUUUCUGCAAGUUUACUAAUGGAAGCGCGAAGUGCCUUGGGCGUAGCAAAGGACGCAUCUAUCCACCUAUGUCUCCAGAACUUUCAGCACGACUCAACAGGAUAUUUCUUCAUGAUAAUAUCGCUCUACACAAAUUUUUAGUGAAAAACCAUUUGCCUGUGCCAAAAUGGUUGCAGUCGUUGUUCCCACCUUAAAGGCAGUGGCUCGCAAAACCAAACACCUCGAAGUUUUGAUAUGGAAGGUUCCUUGCAUCCCAAAGAUGAGAACAGAG
Messenger RNA from Cylicocyclus nassatus, 2492 nucleotides. NCBI's taxonomy places the organism in Eukaryota, Metazoa, Nematoda, Chromadorea, Rhabditida, Strongylidae. The record is from the annotation of a GenBank genome assembly.